GCGAAGUAGGAUACAGCUGGGGUACAAUAGAGGCGCUGCCGCCACAAACGCGAACUGGAGGUCAACGCAAUCGUGCCACAGAGUGUGGGCCUCUCGGGAAGAUGGCAUCGUGUUUGUGAUCCUGAUGUUGAUUGAAAAGUACUGAUGGUGUUCAUACAUCGCCUGAUCAGAAGCAGAUGUUUCCCAGUAGCUGCUGCAUUCGGAAGACUGGAAUGAGACCAGUAAGAGGAAAGCCACUCCGGACCCGCGCCAUCUUGUUUCAGAAAGAACAGAUGAGAACGAGAGAACACAAAUCAAUUGUGUUGCCAGGACCACCGACGCCUGCGGUUCGAGAAUCUUCGAGUUCUGCAUCCAGAUAUCACGAGUUCCGCGCUGAAGAUGUUAGCAUGGGAUGGAAGGCGAAGAAUUUUGAUGGCGCUUCGAUAGAGGGAGAUAAGAUGUGAAACGAGCGGUCCAAAGAGGUAGUGUAAAGAAGACGAGUUCACAAUGAAGCUACAAGGCGCAGCUCAUGAGUACAAGACUGAGCAGGUGUCACUGAG
Molecule: messenger RNA, 539 nt
Organism: Stereum hirsutum FP-91666 SS1
Lineage: Eukaryota; Fungi; Basidiomycota; Agaricomycetes; Russulales; Stereaceae
Exons: 1
Coding region: 177-443 (88 amino acids)
Source: RefSeq, a predicted model, not a curated record